Triticum aestivum (bread wheat) is the source of this 1643-nucleotide messenger RNA. Its product is annotated as 2Fe-2S ferredoxin. Gene Ontology annotation, cellular component: mitochondrion. NCBI's taxonomy places the organism in Eukaryota, Viridiplantae, Streptophyta, Magnoliopsida, Poales, Poaceae. The record is from RefSeq and is a predicted model, not a curated record. Gene Ontology annotation, biological process: P450-containing electron transport chain. Gene Ontology annotation, molecular function: electron transfer activity; 2 iron, 2 sulfur cluster binding. The transcript has 8 exons. Bases 550 to 1089 code for a protein of 179 amino acids.
AUUUGGAGUAUGUCUCGGUUAGAACUAGAGGGCAUCGAGCGCGUGAUUCCUGAUUCCUGAGUUGCUCACGAACUACUCCGUGGGUUUUCCUCGUGGUCACCUGGGGUGCCCUGUCAAAUUUGUGCUGAGCCCAGCGUGCUACUUGCCCCGGGUGUUAAUUCCAGGUCAUUCGGAUGCAAUGACGCGCCUAGUUUCGAGUUUGUGGAUGCGGUCAGGCUGAUGAUUAGUUGAUUGACAUCUGGGAGCAAAUGCGAGGUGCUUUGAUGAAGUAGCUACUAGCAGCAGCAGCAGCAGCAUCGAGGGGAUAUACCUGUUGGUUGUGGCCACACUGAUUUCCUGCUAUUUGGUCACGCAGAGUUAAUCCUACAUCUGGUAGUUGGCACGGAGGCACUAGUUAGUGGGUUUUUUGUAUUUCCUGUGGAUUGGUGUCUGUUUUAAGGAAUGUGGGCAGUAUCUUCUGUAAGAGUGCUUUCUAGCUCUUCUGUAAGAGUGUUUUAAGGAAUCUGCUGCCGCCGCUGCGUCCGUCUCGGUUUUGCCCCUCCGGUGAAGAUGCUGUCAAGGAUCUCCCGCCUCGGCGUCCACGCCCUGAGCCGGGCGAGGCUAGGUCAAAAGUCAGUAACUUCAAGGAAUCAGGAAGAACCCAUCAGAGCCUGUAUGAACUAUGUGGGUAAUCGUUCUCUAUGUUCCGCCACGGAAGCUAAAGUCAAUGACAGGAGUGAACAGCCGAAAGCUAAGAUAUCUGUGACAUUUGUUGAUAAGGAUGGCGAUGAAACGGUUAUCAAUGUUCCGAUUGGGAUGUCAAUGCUGGAAGCUGCUCAUGAGAAUGACAUAGAACUUGAAGGAGCAUGUGAGGGCUCUCUUGCAUGUUCUACCUGUCAUGUGAUUGUAACGGACGUAGACUACUAUAACAAAUUGGAAGAUCCUGAAGAUGAGGAAAACGAUAUGCUGGACCUUGCUUUUGGCCUUACAGAAACAUCUCGCCUUGGUUGCCAAGUAAUUGCAAGCCCUGAACUUGAUGGCAUAAGAUUAGCACUGCCAGCAGCUACCAGAAAUUUUGCUGUUGAUGGGCAUGUCCCAAAACCACACUGACUAAGCACUGGAUGCUGAAACGUUGUUUUUGCCCCCAACUGCGUCUGAGAAGGAACGAAAGUGACCGAUGAUUCUCACUGGUUAAGAGGCAUCGGUUGAAGCUGCUAGAUUAAUUGCUACGUAAUCGGCGGUUGGUAAACCUUCAAUUCGUCGCAGCAUAGUUUACAUCGUUACGGGGGCCGUUCGCUGCUGGGCAGAUGAACCGAUCAGCUCCGCCGCCCAAGUCGCAUUCGGAUCGUGAUCGUACCACUUGUGAAGCUGAUUAAAGCGCCGACGCCACGUGACUACAGUAGGUCGUAUGUAUCAAUGUAUGUCGUGAGACGCCGUGCUCCCAUGACCGUAACGUGUCUGCCUCCUGUGGCGCAUGUCGGGAUGGAAAGGCUCGCUCAGGCGAUGAUGCUGCCGCACUGUAUCGCGUACCGUCGAACCCCCAUGUGUCGCCGGCCUGUGGCUGCUGCCCUGAUGCCAUCACAGGUUUCCGCUGUUGCUAGGCAGUGCUACGGAGUACCAUCUUUUUGGCUGUGUGUGACACCCGUCUUGGUUCAUCUGAUUAC